Molecule: messenger RNA, 3217 nt
Organism: Conger conger (European conger)
Lineage: Eukaryota; Metazoa; Chordata; Actinopteri; Anguilliformes; Congridae
Gene: homezb
Product: homeobox and leucine zipper encoding b
Exons: 3
Coding region: 707-2617 (636 amino acids)
Biological process (GO): regulation of transcription by RNA polymerase II
Cellular component (GO): nucleus
Molecular function (GO): DNA-binding transcription factor activity, RNA polymerase II-specific; DNA binding
Source: RefSeq, a predicted model, not a curated record
GCCUUGUUUAUAGCCGUGAAAACACGCCCCCUGUUCUAUCACAGAAAUGGCGGAAGGGCCCCCAUUUCAGUAAGCUUAGCGACAGGGGUUUUUCGGAAAGAAAUGACACGGACAGUGCCAUUGGCAUGGCAAAAUAUAUGUAUAGCAUAUAUGUAUGAUUUACACACAUAAGAAACAGUGCUGGGAGCACAUGUUCUACCGAAACCCCCUCGAUUGCCCCCAGCGAGAUAAACCACUGUUAGCGCAAGAGACCGCACGCUCGACGGCUUCUCACAGACGAGACGAAGGUAUCUGGCGAGGCGAAAGGAAAGCGCUUUUGGGAAAUAAAUGUCGAGCUUAGCAGCGCAAUAACUGCCCGUCGGGUGCCGUUUGGCUGUACAUAACAGAGGGAGGACAGAAGUGUUGUAAUUGGACUCCAAAGAGGACAGUGUGUUGACACAAAGACCUGUGAUUGGACAGAAUUUGGUGACUGAUCCAAGAAACUAGACCAGGGCAGGACCAGCGCUUUUAAUCAGCGGCUCCGCCAGCAGAAUCAGCUGUGGAGGGUCUAUUCUGAGGCAUAAACUACAUUACCCAGCAGACUUGGGCCCCCGCGCCAUUUACUUCCGGGUGGUUUCAGCCUCAGGAAAUAAGGAACCUCACAGUCCAGUGUUUACCCUGGCAGCACCGACUAACUGCUGCUGCCUUUACUGAGUUAAAAACUGGCAUGGAGAGCAGCAGCCCCCCCCCACAGACGGAGACCCUGGGGCCCCGGGACCCUCCCAGGAGGGAGUGGCCAGAGGAGGAGCAGGAGGAGGAGGAGGAGGGGAGCGCAGAAGAAGGGGAGGAUCAGGAGAAGAUGGAGAGGGGAGGAAGAGCAGAGGAAGAGGAGGAGAAAGCGGGAGGAGGCUAUGCCUGUCGGAUCUGCGGGUUCCACGCGGCGGACGUCCGCACGCUCAGCCUGCACCUGCACACCCUGCACCCGGUCGCCCAGCAACAGCCCGUGACCCAGGAGGGGGGGUCGUUGUCGAUGGCAACAGUCGGUGACCCCGGUGAUGGAACGUGCGGUGAGCGUGAGGAGGCGGGGCCCAGAGAGGGAGGGGCGGGGCCCAGAGAGGGAGGGGCGGGGCCUGAGGGCAUCUCCCCGGACAGCGACUGUGGCGGGCAUAACCGCACGAAGCUGGUGUGCCUCCCGCUGGUGGCGGACGGGCUGAAGCUGGUGUGGACGCGCUCCGACCAGACGCGGGAGCUGGACGGCGUGCCCCCGCUGGUGCAGGCCUUCAACGCCUUCCCCUACCCGUCCCCCGGCGAGCUGGCGGGCCUGGCGCGCGGCUGCGGCCUCCCGCUGGACUCGGUGCGCGUCUGGUUCAUGGUGCAGCGCGUGCGCUACGGCAUCAGCUGGGCCGCCGAGGAGAUCGAGGAGACGCGCCGCAAGCUGGCCGCCCUUCAUCGCCGCGAGGAGGAGGAGGAGGAGGAGGAGGAGGGGGAGGAGAUGGGCACGUACUCGCCCAAGUUCUGGGGGAGCGGCGACGACCAACGGGGGUUCGGUGGGGCGGGGCAGGGGGGGGGAGUUAUGGGCGGAGCCAUGCGGGACUUCCUGUUUCGCCGGACACGCCCCUUCUACAUGUCGUGGCGGGGAGGCCGCCGCCCCCUGGCGCUCAGGCCUGGGUUAGACCCCGCCCCCAGCCCGCUGUUCGUGGUGGCGGCCCCCGGGGGCCGCGGCAGGAAGUCCAGGCUGCAGCUGCGGGCCCUGAGGCGGAGCUUCGUCCGCGACAACUGGCUGUCGGAGGCGGAGCUUCGGCGGCUGCAGCAGGAGACCGGCCUAUCGCGCGGCGAGGUGCGCAAGUGGUUCAGCGACAGCCGCUACCAGCUGAGGCACAACGGGCACCGCCCCCCGCCCCCCGGGCAGGAAGUGACGUCCGGCGGGGUGGCCGAGGACAGCCUAUUGGAGGUCAGCGUGGAGGAGGAGGAGGAGCCGGCGGUCUCCGUGGAGACGGAGGUUCCCGCAGACCCGCCUGCGGAAAGCCCCGGGGCCCCGAGGAGUCCCGGAGAGCCGGGCGUUCUGGCGGAGGGCGGGGGGGAGCGGCAGGAGGGCGCGCUGCUGCUGAUUGGUGACGGGCUGGACCCCUCCUCCGCCGGGCCACUCCUCCUCACCAGCAGGGGGCGCCUGCGUAAGACCAAGGAGCAGCUGGCCGUGCUGAAGCAGUUCUUCCUGCGCUGCCAGUGGCCCACCAGUGACGACUACACGCGGCUGGUUCAGCGCACCGCCCUGCCCCGCCCCGACGUCAUCCAGUGGUUUGGCGACGCGCGGUACCGCGUGAAGAACGGGAACCUGCGCUGGGUGCGCGCCAAACGCGAGCACGCUCAGAUCGUGGCCCACAUCGCCCACGGCGACCGCCGCCGUGCAGGGGAGGGCGGGGCCCGGGGGGGGGAGGCGGAGCCCGCGCCGGAGAAGGCCCCUCCCCCGGCGGACGUGCGGCCGCUGGAGCUGUUCUGGCGGCGGAUGGGGGCGGAGCCGGGGGAGGGCGAUGUGAGCGCGCUCAGUAGGCAGUCGGGCAUGAGCCCGCGGGACGUCAGGGACUGGUUCAGCUGUCAGCAGAGCGGCAUGGCCGAGGUGGAGGUCAACAUCAGCGACUGAGCGCCUCUCCUCUGCUCUCCUCUCCUCUCCUCUCCUCUCCUCUCCUCUCCUCUCCUCUCCUCGCCUCGCCUCUCCUCUCCUCUCCUCUCCUCUCCUCUGCUCUCCUCUCCUCUCCUCUCCUCUGCUCUCCUCUGCUCUGCUGUGCCAUUGCUCUCUCCUUCAGAGUGUGUGUGUGUGCGUGCGUGCGUGCGUGCGUGCGUGCGUGUGUGUGUGUUUUGAGAUAUUUUGGCCAGUCAGCGCUCUCUUUGUGCCACAGACAUGGGCAUUAUAUUUUGCUUCAUGGGGUAAACCUCGACCUGUGCCCCCUCUGGCACCCUCUGGAGUGCAAACCUAUGUACUGCAGUGGACAUUUGUCAUUGGUUGGCAGAAAGCUUGAGUUUUCUGAUUUGACUGUGGUGUCCUGAUUUUUUUUUGUUGAAGUUGUUGUGGGGGUUUUGUGGCUGGUUGUUUUGUGGGGGGGUAGUAGCUUUUGCACCAAAAUAGCUUCUCAGCUGAAUUUCCAUUAUUGACUGCUCCUACAAACUGCUUUUUAGAUAAUUCACCAAUCGCAUGUAAACGCUUACCUUGUUAGCAAGUAUAAAACGUAUGAUUUGUGUGCAA